GAAAACUAGACAUUUCUAACUCGUUUUGGAACUACCAAUAGGCCUAUUUUAGACAUAGGCCAAGUCUACAUUAGGUCACCAAGAUGCAUGCAUAGAAGAUUCAUUCGUUUAGGGAUUUGUUUGCUCCUCUUAAUUUUUUGGGGGGCCAUCGUUUUAGAGACCCAGACCCAAAACAUUUCGAUGAUGACCUUUGCCAUGCUGCGGCCAAUUGCGACUCAUCUGAUCAGCUACCCGGACCUGAGUAUGAUGUCCGAGGACGAGGAGAACCGCAGCGAGAGCGAUGGUAGCUCGGAUCAGAGCUAUGGAUGCUGCGCAGCCGCGGACAAACGGCGGAGGAUUUCUCUAAAGUCGGGAGGCAGCAGUGUUGUCAUUGUGAAACAGCGGAACGCAGCCAAUGCCAGGGAGCGCGACCGAACCCAAAGUGUCAACACUGCAUUUACUGCACUUCGGACUCUAAUACCCACUGAGCCAGUGGACAGAAAGCUCUCCAAGAUUGAGACGCUUCGCCUAGCAUCAAGCUACAUCUCCCACCUCGCCAACACCCUGCUGCUCCGUGACGGGAAUGGAGAUGGACAACCUUGUCUUGGCGCGGUUUACGCGCAAGGAGAGAGCAGAGGAAAGCAGCCUCGCACCAUCUGCACCUUCUGUUUGAGCAACCAAAGAAAAUGGAUAAAGGAUAGCAAAGACUGUCUGAAGAUGCGAGGCGUUGAUUCUCUGAGGGUGAACCGCAGAUAGAAGGCCGUGAAACACAACAGCAAGAACCAGAACCAGAACUCCUUAUCCACAAACUCAGGGAACACUAAAAGCAGGCCAUAACAGAACCAUUCUCAUCAUGCUGGAGAACAUUAUAUAACAAGAGACUAUUUAUGCUUGAGAGAAUGGCGUGAGAGGCACGGAACAAACCAAUGUCCAAUGUGAAUGAAGCCUUUAACAAAUGCAGUGCAUUUAUAGAUAGAGAAAUUAUAGAUGUGUAUAUUUGUGUUAUAUUUGUGUUGUACAUGUAUUACAUUUUGAAAUAAAAUAAUAGUUUUA
Molecule: messenger RNA, 1032 nt
Organism: Oncorhynchus gorbuscha (pink salmon)
Lineage: Eukaryota; Metazoa; Chordata; Actinopteri; Salmoniformes; Salmonidae
Gene: tcf15
Product: transcription factor 15
Exons: 2
Coding region: 88-735 (215 amino acids)
Biological process (GO): developmental process; regulation of transcription by RNA polymerase II
Molecular function (GO): protein dimerization activity; RNA polymerase II transcription regulatory region sequence-specific DNA binding; DNA-binding transcription factor activity, RNA polymerase II-specific
Source: RefSeq, a predicted model, not a curated record